AUGUGCGUUUGUUUCUGUCGUGUUGACGCUUUGGCUGGGCUGGACUUGACUGGACUUGACUGGACAGGGGCACGGCCAGGGAAGCAGGUGCAGCUGCUGGAGACGGAGAUCAAGAUGCUUUGCGUCAAGGCGAGGGAUAUUUUCAUGCAGCAGCCCAUCCUCCUGGAGCUUGAGGCGCCCAUCAAGAUCUGUGGUGAUAUUCAUGGGCAGUACUACGACCUGCUGCGGCUGUUCGAGUACGGGGGUUUCCCUCCGGAGGCCAACUAUCUUUUCCUGGGGGACUACGUUGACCGGGGCAAGCAAAGCCUGGAGACCAUCUGCCUGCUGCUAGCCUACAAGAUCAAGUACCCGGAGAAUUUCUUUGUCCUCCGCGGCAACCACGAGUGUGCUUCUAUCAACAGGAUCUACGGCUUCUACGACGAAUGCAAGCGCCGGUACAACAUCAAGCUCUGGAAAACGUUCACGGACUGCUUCAACUGCCUCCCGGUAGCCGCUAUCGUGGACGAAAAGAUCUUCUGCAUGCACGGCGGCCUCAGCCCGGAGCUCAACGACAUGGACCAGAUCAAGCGCGUGCUGCGCCCGACGGACGUACCCGACACCGGUUUGUUGUGUGACCUGCUGUGGUCGGAUCCUGACCGCGACAUCAUCGGGUGGGGAGAGAACGACAGAGGUGUUUCAUUCACCUUUGGGGAGGACAUCGUCGUUCAGUUCCUCAGGAGACAUGAUCUAGAUCUCAUCUGCAGGGCCCACCAGGUAGUGGAGGAUGGGUACGAGUUCUUUGCGCGGCGCCACCUAGUGACCCUGUUCUCGGCGCCUAACUACUGCGGGGAGUUUGACAACGCUGGGGCCAUGAUGAGCGUGGACGACACACUCAUGUGCUCUUUCCAGAUCCUCAAGCCGGCAGAAAAAAGACAACGAUUCAAUUACGCGGGGGUGAACCAGCAGGGGGGCGGGGCGCCAGGAACGUCACGGCCCGUCACCCCCCCUAGGGGCCCCGUGAACCCCGGCGGGAGGCGCUGA
Molecule: messenger RNA, 1020 nt
Organism: Ectocarpus siliculosus
Lineage: Eukaryota; Phaeophyceae; Ectocarpales; Ectocarpaceae
Source: the annotation of a GenBank genome assembly